This is a messenger RNA of Aphanomyces astaci, 893 nucleotides long. RefSeq lists its product as hypothetical. Lineage: Eukaryota; Oomycota; Saprolegniomycetes; Saprolegniales; Verrucalvaceae. The transcript is spliced from 2 exons. Bases 16 to 807 code for a protein of 263 amino acids. The record is from RefSeq and is a predicted model, not a curated record.
GGACGCAGCAACCUCAUGUCAUCCAACCCAAGCAGGCACGACGCCAGUAGUUCUGGGUCCGACGACUCCGACUCGGCUCGACGACCACGCAGGUCAGACAAGAAGGAGAUGAAGCACAAGAAGAAGAGCAGCUCCAAGGCACGAAGACAUGACUCGUCGGACAGCGACGACAGCGGCAGCAGUGACUCCGACCACAGAUCAAAAAAGUACAAAUCCAGCAAGAAGCACAAGGAGAAGAAGGCCAAGAAGGACAAAAAGUCAUCCAAGAAAUCAUCCAAGAAGUCAAAUGCGGUCAACCAGAACGAGUACGGCAAGUACGGCAUCCUGCGCGAGUCCGACUUCCAUCUCAAGGCCGUGUCGUUCAACGUGUGGCUGCGCGACAUCAAGAAGAUCAACGACUUCAACGGACCCAAAUGGGAGGCCAUGGAGCUGUUCAAGGAGUACAUGGAGGACUACAACACGGCGACAUUUCCGCACGAAAAGUACUACGACGUGGAAAAGUACGAGAUGCGAAAACAUCACAAGAAGGCGUCCAAGGACAACAAGCGCAAGCAUGACGACGCGCCCGGGGACGAAGAAGCCAUGCGCCGCGAACGACUGCGCCAGAGGAUCGAAGCCGGCCAGAAGGACUUUGGAUUGAUCAUGCAGACGAUGAGCAAAGAGAAGAUCGAGGGCAUGCGCAACCAAGAGAAGCUGCGCACCCAAAUGCAACUGCACUACAAGUCGGGCAACGUAACCGAGGCGCGGCGCCUGGAAGUGCUCCUCAACAAGGUCGACGACAAGCAGCCAAAUAUGCCGUUCCUAUAACGUAUCUUAACCUCAUGUUAGUCUACUAUAUACUAGUAUGUACUAUCAUGUUAAGUCUACUACAUGUACUAUCAUGUUAAGUCUAC